UUUCAAUUGGCUGAGGUAUCACGUCUGCUUGUUGAUUGGCUAGGGCGCGGCGCCGCGGCCUUUCCCGUUCCGGCGGCGCUGACCUUGCCCGGGAGCGGAGCCGCCCGUCCGCCGCAGCCGCAGCCAUGGUGUCCUACUGGCGGCAGGCCGGCCUCAGUUACAUCCGGUACUCCCAGAUCUGUGCCCAGGUUGUCAGAGCGGCGAUGAAGCCGCAGUACAAAGCAGAGGCGGAGAGGGCGGCGAUGGCCACUGUGAAAACUGUGAAACCCAAGAAAGAAUAAAUUGAACUGAUCCGUGGUGAAUACCCUGAACAGCAAACUGCAAAGCUGCAGGCAAGCUCAAGACCCUGCAGUAUGUCACCACAUUAACUGUAAAACUUGCCUCUGUGUAAAUCAGCAUGCUAAUAAAUAUAACUUCUGUUAAA
Messenger RNA from Phalacrocorax carbo (great cormorant), 424 nucleotides. Lineage: Eukaryota; Metazoa; Chordata; Aves; Suliformes; Phalacrocoracidae. The record is from RefSeq and is a predicted model, not a curated record.